AUAGUAAUCGCGCACAAACGAGCUCAAAAACUGCCCAUAAACUGCCCAUGGAAGCAAACAUAGUAGAGAAGGAUGAACUGACCGUGAAGUUUUACAGGAGACUAAGAUGAGCCGCAAGUGUUGAAUAGAAUAUAUUGCGGGUUCUUGCUCAGAGUAGAUCUGCAAAAUAAAAUCAUACUUGCAGAAACAAACCUACCGCCGCAAACAUUUGAUCAAUCGAGUCGCUUCCAUAUUUCAUAAGCCGGCCUGCAAAAAAGCUGUAGAGUUAAAGCAUCAAAAAUCUUAUCGCCAUGGCUUCAUCUACACUGGGACAGCCAAUGAUCCUGGGUGUCAUAGCACUUGCGGCAUCAUAUCUCCUUGCGAGAGCCAUUUAUCUGGCUUUCUUUCAUCCUCUGGCUAGGUAUCCGGGUCCCCUCCUGGCCAAAUUCACAAAUGCGUAUGCUGCCUAUCAUGGCUGGAAAGGAGAUAUUCAUCUCGAUAUGUGGAGGGCACACCAACGAUAUGGUGAUUAUGUCCGAUAUGGGCCAAACCAAUUGAUGUUCAAUACUGCCGAGGGUCUUCGGGAUAUUUACAGCAUUAGUGCUUCUUCCAAAUUCAUGAAAGCCCAAGCAUAUGCACCAAUGGUGCACCGUGCUCCCAAUACCUUGACAAUUCGAGGCGGCAAGGACCAUGCCCGCAGACGCAGGAUCAUGGCUCAAGGUGUCUCGGAAAGGGCGCAGCGUGGUUACGAGCACAGAAUUGCCACACACAUUGACAAGCUAUGCAGCAUCGCUUUCCAGACCGAUGACACGGUAGGAUCCAGGUCUUGGAGUGUGCCCAUGGACAUGUCAAAGUGGUGCAACUAUCUUUCCUUUGACAUCAUGGCCGAUGUGGUAUUUGGAGCCAAAUACGACCUCUUAAGCAACGAACGCUUCCGAUACGUGGUUGAGUCAAUUGACAAGUCGAACGUUCGCAUGUCAGCAUUGAUCCAGUUCCCCAAGCUCGCAGCUCUUAAGAUUGACAAAUAUGUCUUCCGGGAUGCCAUUGUCGCCAGGAACAGAUUCGUCAAGUUCGUCCUGCGAGUAGUCAAGGAUCGCCUCGAGAAGAGCAAGACGACCUCCAUUGAUAUUUAUUCUUCAACUAGUAGCGACGCAGAUGUCUUCGCCAACCUAGCAGCUGCCAAAGACCCCGAGACUGGCGAAGGGUUCCGACCAGACGAGAUUGCGGCCGAGUCGACCACUCUGAUCGUUGCUGGAUCUGAUACGUCAUCUACUGCGUUCUGCUCGGUCCUGUUCUAUCUAGCCGACAACAAAGACGCAUAUGCCAAAGCUUCCGAAGAGGUACGAACCAAGUUCUCGUGUCGUGAGGAGGUCUGCUUGGGCGCUACGCUUGCAUCGUGCAGCUACGUCCGUGCGUGCAUUGACGAAGCACUUCGCAUGUCACCACCGGUAGGCUCAGCACUCUGGCGUGAGGCAAUGCCCGGCGGUGCCACGGUCGAUUCUCACGCCAUCCCAUCGGGUAUUGACGUUGGUGUUCCAAUUUACUCGGUCCAUCACGACUCCAAGUACUAUUUGAAGCCGUUCGAGUACAAGCCGGAGCGUUGGUUGGUGGACGAUGGCACUGGCAGCAUCGAGCGUGCCAGGUCGGUCUACAACCCUUUCUCUGUCGGGGCUCGUGGCUGCCUAGGGAAAGGACUGGCCAAUACGGAGAUGAUGCUCACGAUUGCCACAAUCUUGUUCGUUGGAGACUUCAAAUUCGCCGAUGGCGAGGAAGGAGCGAUUGGACGGGGACAGUCGGGAGCAGUCCAUGGCAGGCAUAGGUCCAACGAGUUUCAGCUCUAUGAUCAUGUCACCUGUCAGAAGCAGGGGCCAUUCCUUCAAUUCUCCCCGCGAGAGAUCUGUUGAGCGAUGAAACAUGGAAAUGAUGCUGGUUGUGUGCAUACUUCUGAAAUAUAUAGAUGGCGAUCAAAAUGAAAGACGCAUACAGCAAAGACGCAUACAGCAGCGACGCGAAUGGGCGUGAGGUGGGGUCACUAAGUUAGGAUCAAUUACGGAUUAGGCGGGAUGA
This is a messenger RNA of Truncatella angustata, 2046 nucleotides long. RefSeq names its product cytochrome P450 3A31. Gene Ontology annotation, molecular function: heme binding; monooxygenase activity; iron ion binding. NCBI's taxonomy places the organism in Eukaryota, Fungi, Ascomycota, Sordariomycetes, Amphisphaeriales, Sporocadaceae. The record is from RefSeq and is a predicted model, not a curated record. The transcript is spliced from 4 exons. Bases 291 to 1883 code for a protein of 530 amino acids.